CUGUUGCAGAGGAGGGGAGAGGAGGAACCGGGUGCCUCUAAGUGGGGAGGAGGCCACCGCCUGGAGCCCCUUCUGCCUCAAGAUGCUCUCAGAGUCUCCCUGAGCGAGCUACCCCUCCACUUGCAGACACCCAGGUGGGCUUGUCCAGUGCUGCAGCAGCCAGCAGCAUUUCUGGAGGGUGCCUUCUAGUGGCACAAAGGUGGAGAGGAGUGCUUUGAGGAAGCCUGCCUUUCUGCUGCCUCUCCUGGAACAGCCAGCAAUCGCUCACUCUCAAGCUCUCAGUCUCUAGAACAUCCCGCCCCACGGAAGCCCCUUCCUGAGCCAGAGAGCCAUGCAAAAGACUUUCCGGAGGCUGUGAGUCAGGCAAGCAGGGUCUCAAAGGCAGCAUGCUUCACGUCGUUCUCCCCAUCUUGGAACUGAUGGGGCUCUAGAAAUUAAGGCAAGUGCUGGUCGUGGUGAUGCCGGAGAUUAAAACGGACCUCUGACAGGGUGGGGGCUUCUGUGGCCAUCAUUGGGACCUACCUUUGAAGGACUGGCUUUCUAGGGAGAUGGGAAGAGCCCAUCUCAUGAAUGGGUCAAAGGCCACCUUCGGAACUUCAUUCUCUGUGCUGCUGCCUCAGAAGCUCACCAGGCCAGAGGGGGAAGGAAGAGAAGAGGAGCUGCUUUUCUAGGAUUCUCAACUCGAAAGCUGCCAAACUGGCCUAUGGAAAGGAGUUCCCUGAGACUGUGUGGGAAUGAGAAAGAAGACCAAAUGCCAUUCUGCUGCCAAAGCAAGCUCUAGAUUUCUGUUCUUCAUGUGCUUGAUAUAUCAGAUGCAUUUUUACUGGGUGAAUUUGGCUCAAAGAGGCAUCCACAACUGAGGAAGAAAAAUACUUGAUUUUUAAAAAACUUAGAAAUUUACCAGCCUUAUUCCAUUCUCCCCUCCCCAUCCCCCAUGCUCCUUUUCCCCAUUUUUCUUUUUGUAACUAGAUUUUCAAGAGUGCUUAGUAGUUUCUGGCUCCCGGGCAGCUCUGGUUUCAUUUUAGGGGGAAGUAAAUUUCUCGGUCUGUCUCCCCCCCCCCCCCGCAAGCCCAUCCGCCUUUUUGGGUGCCUUGGAGCGAUGGAUUACCUUGGAGACAAGCUGACGGUGGCGCAGAACCACAUGACCCACUGGGUGGGCUCCGUGCGAAGGUCCUUGCAAGAGGCGCUGAAUUUAGUCACAACUGCAGUUGCCCAUGAACGAACAAGUGGGGUGGGAGCAAGCAGAGCCCCUUUCAAGCGCACCUCCUCCUUCAGGCACUUUGCAUCCCGGAGCAGAGAGUCCUUCCGCAGGUUUUCCAUGCGCAGUCAGCAAAGGCUUUCCUCUCUGAGGAAGAGGCAAGCCAGCUCGGAGCAGCCUGACCUUGAUCAGCUGAAGCAGUGCUUUGGCAGGCCAGCUGCAGAAGCCAAGGACACCGACACGCUUGUGCAAGAGACGGACAGUCAGUAUGGCACCUGGAGCGACCAGCGGCACAGUGUGGACAGCUUUGUGCCAGAGUCCCCUUCCUCAGAAAGCAACAUGGCUUCAGCCCGGAAACAGCCCCCCAGCAGCCGGUUCUCGUCCUUCUCCUCUCAAACAGAUCCUGCCUCUGCAACCGACCAGCACGAUUCCUCCAGGGACCACAGGAGCACCAGUCUGGACCGCUUCAACACAGAUGUAGAAUCUGCAGACGGGGCUAAGGCCCCUGCGUUAGCAGGGGACGGCCCAGACUUCUCCUUCCUGGAGCAAACUCCUGUGCUGGACUCCAGUGUCUUGAAAACCCGCGUGCAGCUCAGCAAAAGGAGGCGCCAGCACCGAGCCCCAAUUUCCCACUCACUCAGAAGAAGCACCGGGGGAGACACUGAGCAGCGGCUCUCUGUGACAGAAGAGGCAGACAGCACGUGGUUGUUCAAGGGCUCCACAGCAGAAAACUCAGCCAAGAAAGAAGACUCUGGUGAGGACGGAAACCCACAGCCAACAGAGAGGUCGCCCAUCUCUCAGCUGCAGAGGCUCCCUGUCUUUCCAGGGAUGGACCACUCAGCCCUCAAGGCUCAACUCAGGAAAAGACAUGAACCAGAUGGAACAGGAGAAGUGCAGUUGUCCAAGUCACCAAAAUUCCCGUUUCAGGCUGGAGUUCCUGCUGGCAGAGUUCUGCCUGUUGGCACGGAGAAAGAAGAGAGGUCGGAGGAGCUGUCUCCACAUUGGCUGAAGGAGCUGAAGUCCAAGAAGAGGCAGAGCCAAUACGAGAACCAAGUGUGACGACCGAGGUCUGGAGGUGGCGGCAGUGGCGGUGAUGGGGUGGAAGUCUGGAUGACUUGGAAGACAGAAGAAGCCUUAACUUGCUCACGCCCCUCUCCCCUACUACUGCUGCUUCCUGCCCUGACUGCUGUGUGCCUUUCCAUCUGGUGUGAAGAAUUUCUCCAUAGUCCAUGGUGGGCCUGAUGCAGAAGGCUGUCCAACUCCUCAGGAUCCAUUCCGCCCCUCCGCAGCUGUGGCUGUUAUGGUCUCCUAGUUGUGCUGCAGAGCUGACCCCCCACUCCAGCUGCCGGCGGGGCGGUGCUGUGCCUGACACACUGGCCUUCUGGCUGGGGAAUUGGGCACACCAACCUGCUCUUUGUUGGCUUAUGAACAAAGAGAGGAUGUUGUAGCGGAUGAACUUAUAGGCUGGUCUCUUGCAAAAAGACUUGUUGCUGUCUGAGGAUGGGAAAUGGAAAGAGGAAGAAACAGAUUAUGUUUACUGCCAUAUUGAAAGAGGAAACUUGACUGAUUAUUUUUUAAGAAAAUUUUGAUUGACUGGUACUAACUUUGUGGAUCAUCUGUUCCGCCAAGACAAUGUGAUAUAUACUCUUUCUUUCUUUUUUAGGAUCAAAGGAGAUUUUAUUGUUUAAGUGAGAUUGUAUGUGCAUGUGUUUUGUCAGCACACAGAGUAAUGAGCAUCCCAUUUCUAGAGGGAUAAAGCAAUAACAUCAGACAGUCCUGAUUAAAAUAGUUGUAAAUAAUCUGAGGGGUGGUUCCCCACCCUUCACUAUUUACUGAAAAAAGAAGGGAAGUCUCACCUUGCCAGUAUCAGGGCUGCGUAGGAACCAUGCUGGGUUCUCUUGCUGGAAGUUUAAGUUUUUUCUUUCUGUAAAUAAAGGGGUAAAUAAAUAGUU
Messenger RNA from Podarcis raffonei (Aeolian wall lizard), 3150 nucleotides. Its product is annotated as KIAA1671 ortholog. The transcript has 8 exons. NCBI's taxonomy places the organism in Eukaryota, Metazoa, Chordata, Lepidosauria, Squamata, Lacertidae. The record is from RefSeq and is a predicted model, not a curated record. Bases 935 to 2257 code for a protein of 440 amino acids.